UGCACUUUUGACAGGUUACCCUAACGUGUACAAGUAGGGCAAUAAUAAAUAUUUUCUUUCUGUUUCGUUAAUUGUUCUUAAUUAAUUUUAUUAAUAAUAAAUUAAACUUGAAUUCAAAUACAUUAAGCAAUGACAGAAUUAUUAAUUGACCCGGCUAUACGCGUCUGGGUAUUUUUACCGAUUGUGCUAAUAACAUUUUUUGUUGGGGUCGUCCGUCAUUAUGUGUCCAUACUAAUCUCAACACAGAAAAAGGCAGAAAUUACCCAAAUUCAAGACAGUCAAGCAAUGAUUCGAGCACGACUACUGCGAGAAAAUGGUAAAUAUCUCACAGCCCACUCAUUUGCGAUGCGAAAAAACUUCUUUAACAACGAAGAAACGGGCUACUUCAAAACUCAGAAACGUGCUCCAGUUGCUCAAAAUUCAACCGCCAUGUUAACAGAUAUGGUAAAAGGCAAUUUUAUCAACGUUCUUCCUAUGGUUGUUAUUGGUGGCUGGAUUAAUUGGAUGUUUUCUGGUUUUGUAACUACUAAAGUGCCUUUUCCAUUGACAUUACGUUUCAAGCCUAUGCUGCAACGUGGUGUUGAAUUAGCUUCCCUGGACGCAGCAUGGGUGUCCUCAGCAUCAUGGUAUUUUCUGAACGUGUUUGGUUUGCGUUCCAUUUACACGCUUGUUUUAGGUGAAAAUAAUCAAGCAGAUCAGACGCAGGCUCAAGCUGAUGCCAUGACUGGUGCUGCUAUGACAAUGCCACAAGAUCCAAAAGCAGCCUUCAAAGCAGAGUGGGAAGCGCUUGAAAUAACUGAAUACAAUAACGCAUUAAAAAAUAUCGAUGCUGAGUUAUUACAACAAACAAUGGACGGUGAAGUAGCCUUAGAAAAUAAUGUACGUCAAUAGUGCCACACAAAUAGUUGUUCUAAUUUACUUAGUUAUAUUUAUUAUGUUUAUAAAUACUAAAUAAUGUUUGGUCGCUGGACGUAAAUAGCGAAAUUUUUAAAUAAUAGUUUAGUAAAUAAUAAAAAAAGGAUAAAUAAAUGUAAUAUAUAACUUAUAUAUACAACAUAACAAAUUGUAAACAGAGUUAAGAAAAUAUUACUCUCGCAUAGAGUCGAGAAACCGCAAAUA
This is a messenger RNA of Teleopsis dalmanni, 1119 nucleotides long. It is a transcript of the gene EMC3, whose product is annotated as ER membrane protein complex subunit 3. Bases 130 to 891 code for a protein of 253 amino acids. The record is from RefSeq and is a predicted model, not a curated record. The transcript has 2 exons. Gene Ontology annotation, cellular component: EMC complex; membrane. Gene Ontology annotation, biological process: protein folding in endoplasmic reticulum. Lineage: Eukaryota; Metazoa; Arthropoda; Insecta; Diptera; Diopsidae.